UUCUCCCGUCCUCCUUGCUUGGAGUUCUGGACUUUAAAGGUCCCAGAAAGAUGUCAACACUUCUGUGGACCUUCUACGGCACAGACAUCAUGCGCAGGAACGAGAUGUCUCUGGCCAACCCCAACCUGAAUGGCACACUCUUCACCAAUGGGGCAGCUCCUUCCAGCUCCAACUUCGCGCCUGGCUUCAUCCCGCCGCCUUCAUCCAGCAACCCCCAAGUGCUCGACCACCUGGCUCCGAGAGCCUUCAACUACACCGAAGGCUGCUCCUCCAGCUUCCUGAGAGGCGCUAACAGCUGUGGUAACGGCCAGUUGGGGGCGACCGGCUCGAUCUCUCAAGGCGCUCCCCUGGAGCCCUCGGGUGCUUAUGCAGUACGGCAGUUCCACCCGGAGAACAGCCAGCAUAGCCUGCAGCAGCGGCCACCUCAGCAGCAGAAGGCAAGUAGCUCUAACUCCACAGUCACUUCGGAGCGCUACAAGACCGAGCUGUGUCGGCCCUUUGAGGAAAGCGGCAUUUGCAGGUACGGCCACAAAUGCCAGUUCGCGCAUGGUUCCCGCGAGCUGCGUACCCUGUCGAGGCACCCCAAGUACAAGACUGAGCCUUGUCGCACCUUCCACAGCGUUGGCUUCUGCCCCUAUGGCACUCGUUGCCACUUCAUCCACAACCAGCAAGAGCAUCAACCUGUGCUUUCUGGGAGCACCUCAGGGGAGCAGAGCUCCGCCAAUGGUUGUGAUGCGGGGCACUUGGGCUUGAACGGGGAGCCACAGCCGAGGCUGCAGACCGUCAGCUCUGCCAGCUCUUCCGGCUUACCAUCGGGCCAUAGCCAUCCUCUUGAGGCGCCUGUGCUGGUCAACCAACCGACGAUGAACUCAGGUAUGCUUCUGCCGUCAUCAUACCCGGGGGCCACAGUCCCCUCGACAUGCUGUGCCGCUGUGGCUGCGGCUUCUGAGGCUGCUUCUGCAGCUGCUGUGUUCUACCGCAAUGGCGGAGUGCCGUGCACCACCUGUGCCAACAAUACCUUCGCCUUCGGUCAGGGGAUGGGUGGCUACAUGGCGCCUAUGACAUUCCAGAACCAAAACUUGGCCGCAGCGAAUGCCGCUGCCUACUAUCACAGCCAGCAGCAGAGCCUGGCGGCUCCAGGGCAAUUCCAGAUGCCCAUGGUCCGCCCUCCAGCCGCCGUCGCCCCCACGGCCGCCGCUGCCAUUGCUCCAGGGGCUGCCUCUGCCACCUUUGCCACCCCUGGCACCACCGCAGCAGCUAUAGCUGGCCCUGCUGGAACAGCAGCUGCUCACGCCACCUCCUCUGCCACGAUCACUGACGCCACUGUUGCUGAAGGUUCUGCGCAGUACUUGAGCCUCCAGUUGCCAGAUGCCCAGUCCGAGUCGCCAGAGUUCGAUGUGCUCACCAGCAACCUGGAUUCCCUGUUGGGCACCAACAGCUUUGACAACCUUUUGAGUUGCUCCUCGAGCUCCAGCAGCCCCAACGGCAUCGAAUCUCCCAGCGCUCAACCCAGUCGCCGCCUGCCUAUCUUCAGUCGCCUCUCGGACUCUGAUAAAUGAGGCAAAAAGGUGUCAAUGAUGAGGAGAGACUAUGCGGGGGUGUUGGGGGAAAUCCUUUGCUUGUCUCUCACCUACUGAGUGCACUGGGGUCAGAGAGAUGACAAAGCCACAGGCAGAUUUGAGGGGCUCAUUGAAAGCUUGCACUUAAACUCUGUUGGGAGAGACCCCAUCCUUCUGUUUGAGUUUUCUUGUUUUGGUGUUUAUUAUUUUCAUUGUUAUUAGGGAGUUUAAUUCUUGUUGAAAACAAAAGGCAAGAAACUUUUUGUGUUAAGCAAUGAAGAGUUGUAAUGCAGAUAAAAUAAACAAAAAACCCACAUCCUUUUUAGGUCUCAAUUCGAGACACUAUGUAAAACAAAUUAGUCUAGCACUCUCCUUUUUUCUCUCUUGAAAACCUUAAUUACAUCACAGAUGUGGGAAUUUGUACCUUGCAGUGAAUGACUAAUAUUUGUCUCAGACCAGUGUCAGCAAACCAGCUGACAACCAUCACCUUGCCAUACUUUCAGAAUCCAAUAAUUUGCCGUGAGUAUGCCUUCCUAGUAAUGCUCAGCUUCUCUGUUGUCUGUGGCUAUUUUAUUUUUGAAAAUAAUAAAUGUCUUGGGGGUGAGAAACGCUUGCCUUCCAAAACUUGAUAAUGGCUUCGUUGCCACCACUUAUGGAUGAAUGGCUUAGGAGCAUUCUGUCUACUCUCUGGAAGCCUUGGGAAGAGAUAAGUUUAAAUUGUUUGAGAAUAACUGCUUAAGUUUUAUGUGUUUUGAGUUGAUUUGCACUUAUGUGCCACGAGUCAAUAUGAAGAAAACCAUUUGUUUAUAAUCUAGUAAGAGUAUAUGCUUAUAGUUCUGUUUGCGCUCUGAUUAUCUAGCUGAUGAAAAGUAAUACCUGCAUUUUUUAAUGUUACAUUAUGAUUGCCAUUAUUAACUGGUAAAAUGUAGAGUAUAUACUUUUCAAGGUCAUAUAUAUCUUUUGUAACCUCACUUAAAUAAUGAACAAAAAUAGCUUAUUAAAUGCGUUCUUUCAAAGUUUCAUA
Messenger RNA from Mesocricetus auratus (golden hamster), 2583 nucleotides. RefSeq names its product mRNA decay activator protein ZFP36L3. The transcript has a single exon. NCBI's taxonomy places the organism in Eukaryota, Metazoa, Chordata, Mammalia, Rodentia, Cricetidae. The record is from RefSeq and is a predicted model, not a curated record. Bases 51 to 1559 code for a protein of 502 amino acids. Gene Ontology annotation, molecular function: mRNA binding; metal ion binding.